AUUUCAAUUUGUAAAGUUGCGAGCGAAUGCGUCCGAGUCCCCUCGCCUAGCCUAUCGCAUUACAUGGACCAUCGGGGAAUCGGCAUGAUCAAGCAUGGCCUUAAGUAGUGCUUUGGGUGAUGACUAUGUACUGGGCACUAACAUAUGUAUGGAUCUUGCUGGCACCAAUUAUAGAUCUGGACGAACACCGAUCCCCGGGCGAAACAGACCGCUCACCUGACCAGGUAAUCCAUGGAUAUGAGGUUUUGUUGAAGCUGUGGUGGCCUGUUGCAGAGUUGUCGCCCCCCAACGAAUGCUCGAGAUCCGGAGGUUCCAUCAGUCGUCAGCUUCCCAGUUCGUUGGGAUCGCGGCCGGCCGGGGACGGGACGGGAAUUGGCGGCCCUUUGUUCCCAGUUUCGAUUCUGCCCAUGAUUCAUCCAUUACCUUAUACCAUUGUUCGUGUUCCCAUUUUCCUUUCCAAAAACUCGGUGCGGCCGAUGCGGACGAGUGCCCGCGAUUUGCCCGCAUUUUCCCUCGGACUUAGCGCGUUUCCCCGACAUCCCGAUCGAUAGUGUAGGUCCUCCACAGGCCAGCCCACAUUGUCUCGUUUUGAGCACCACCUUCCCCAGAUCUGAGGCGAUGACGUCUCAACAACUUUUCUGGCUCCGAAACUGGUUGUGAUUCGAUGGAAAAUUGUAGCUGCGGCCUAUGUAUUGUCUGAAAGA
Messenger RNA from Neurospora hispaniola, 704 nucleotides. RefSeq lists its product as uncharacterized. The record is from RefSeq and is a predicted model, not a curated record. NCBI's taxonomy places the organism in Eukaryota, Fungi, Ascomycota, Sordariomycetes, Sordariales, Sordariaceae. The coding region runs from base 120 to 551 and encodes 143 amino acids. The transcript has a single exon.